This is a messenger RNA of Medioppia subpectinata, 1584 nucleotides long. Lineage: Eukaryota; Metazoa; Arthropoda; Arachnida; Sarcoptiformes; Oppiidae. The record is from the annotation of a GenBank genome assembly.
CAGGAAAAACAUCAAAUCAUAUGCAAUAAGACUAAAGAAUCGCAGAAAAGACGGAAACAAUUUGAUUCCCAUAAACAAAGGGGCGAUUUGGAGGCCGUCAAUGGCUUCCCGGUGUCGACGCCGCCAUCGAGACCUACGGCCGGACACACAGACCACAAGCAUAAGACGACCACAACUGCCUCCACAGCCAACAGCACAUCCAAUUGGAGGGCAAAACACGAAGAGUUUCUGCGAACAGUGCGGGCGGCGAGGGGUGAGAAAGUGGAUGAGCCCGCGGCUGAUGGCGUGGCUGCCGAGAGCGGCGGCCCUCGAGUGCCCGUCGGUUACAUAGUGUGUGACUUUUGUGGCCGCAAUUUCUCCAACAAAGCCGCCGAUCGACACAUACAGUGGUGUCGCGAACAGAAGGCACGGAUCCCCCGCUCGGCCAACAACGCCAUGGCCUUAGAGCGCAUGAAAGCCCGCACUAAAAAUAACCUAAACACUCAGUUAGUAGUCGAGAAUAUUCUGUUUGCUAAACAUUAUAAGCCGAAAGCAAGCAAAUCAUCGCCCAAAACGGAAACUCCGGCCCAUCCUAUCGGCUCGACAACGACCGGCACCGCAACCAAUGGCACCAAAGUGUCGGCCGGCGCCGUAACCAACGGCACUAAAGCCGCGGCCCAACGAUCACAGGCGUCGGGCGCCCGAUCGCAACCGCCAACACCGCCCGUGAAUCGCAAGACAACAACCGUAAGGCCGUCGCCGCCAAACUCGCUGAAGAUGUCACCCAAACCGCAGCCAAAGAACGGCACCCGAAAGACACCGCCGUCGCCGCCGACCACUAAAUACACACAGAAUCGGAUCAACUCGUUGUCGCGGCCAAAGAACAACUCACCCGUGGGCUCAGCCGAACAGCUCAUCAAACACACGGAACCGGUGAUGAAGUUUAAGGAGAAGUUCCCGAACCACACGAAUAUGACUCGUUUGGACGGAAAUUUCACCAAAAAUCGUGAGAUAAUUGAACUCUUGAAGAAGACAGAGGUGUAUAACGGAGGCCCGCGGACUGUGCCCGGAGUGCGCACCGGAGGCAUGUCUCCCGUCAAGAGUGACAGUCAAAUGGGCUUUCAAAACGGACAUUACAAUAACAACACAAAUGGCAACCAAUUGUCUAGCGAUGAGGAAGAGCUGAUGAAACUGAAGACCAGAAUCGAGGAUUUGUAUCUGAAUGGCGGCACCAAAUCACAGGCCAAACAAAUCAACGGCAUUGUGAUCAACGGCCAGACCAAUGGCCACCGAAAUGGCAACCACUUCGCCGACAAUCAUACGGGCAGUGAGAGUACGACCCGCGGCAGCACCAGUGGGUCGAGUGCCGACUCGUCUUCCAUACACACACCGCCCAGAGAUAGGGCUAACUCGAUGUCGGACGCGGGCACCCGAUCGCAGGCCUCGUCGGCCGCGAGCACCGGUGCCGGCAGUGGUAGCGCUAAUGGAGGGAUACCUAAGUUUUGUCACCAGUGCGGCACCAAAUACCCGUCUACUAUAGCCAAGUAUUGCUACGAGUGUGGCUCCAGGAGGUUGGGCACUGUCGGCCCCUUUAUAUCACCUUAA